Xyrauchen texanus (razorback sucker) is the source of this 7792-nucleotide messenger RNA. It is a transcript of the gene pik3ca, whose product is annotated as phosphatidylinositol-4,5-bisphosphate 3-kinase, catalytic subunit alpha. Gene Ontology annotation, biological process: cell migration; phosphatidylinositol 3-kinase/protein kinase B signal transduction; phosphatidylinositol-mediated signaling. Gene Ontology annotation, molecular function: 1-phosphatidylinositol-4-phosphate 3-kinase activity; 1-phosphatidylinositol-3-kinase activity. The record is from RefSeq and is a predicted model, not a curated record. Bases 402 to 3611 code for a protein of 1069 amino acids. The transcript is spliced from 21 exons. Lineage: Eukaryota; Metazoa; Chordata; Actinopteri; Cypriniformes; Catostomidae. Gene Ontology annotation, cellular component: phosphatidylinositol 3-kinase complex, class IB; plasma membrane; cytoplasm.
CACACAUAAGAUCCUCCCUUAUUCAAAAGUGACAGUGUUUUUGACGUUUCUUACCCCGUCCACCGUGUAUUGAACAGUAUGGAUGCUAUAAUGAAUGAUUUGUGUGUUGUGAUUAGCCGCCGCUGAUAAGGUGAUGGAGAGGCCCAGCAAACCCCGCGCUGGAUUUACAGCUCUGACCGAGCGAGUGAUCACCAACAGCGGAUUACCCCGCAACAACCCACCGGUACAUACCCAUAUGAGGUUCAACCAGGAAUUAUAAUUCAGUGGACCUGUGAAGAGAAGUUACAAAGCAGCUGAAUUAUGAUGGACAUUUGAAUAAUGAAGUGGCCUCAGCAUCGUUACAGGAGUGAAAGAGGUUGGUGAUUGUUUUUCGGUAUUAAAGAUUGUGAGGACUACAAACCAUGCCUCCAAGACCGUCCUCGGGAGAACUAUGGGGCAUCCAUUUGAUGCCCCCCAGGAUUCAGGUGGACUGUUUGCUGCCCAAUGGCAUCAUCCUGACGCUGGAGUGCCUCCGAGAGGCCACGCUCAUCACAAUCAAACAUGAACUGUUUAAGGAGGCGAGGAAGUGCCCUCUUCACCACCUGCUGCAGGAGGAGACCUCCUAUAUUUUCGUCAGCGUAACGCAAGAUGCGGAGCGCGAGGAGUUCUACGAUGAAACGAGGAGACUUUGCGAUCUUCGGUUAUUCCAGCCCUUCCUGAAGGUCAUCGAGCCUGUAGGAAACAGAGAGGAGAAAAUCCUCAAUCGAGAAAUCGGUUUUGCCAUCGGCAUGCCGGUGUGUGAGUUUGAUCUAGUGAAGGAUUCUGAGGUGCAAGACUUCCGGAGAAAUAUUCUUAAUGUCUGCAAAGACUCGGUGGAACUGCGAGAUGUCAGUGGGCCACACAGUCGAGCGCUAUACGUUUAUCCUCCUAACGUAGAGUCCUCGCCGGAGCUUCCAAAGCACAUAUACAGCAAAUUAGACAAAGGUCAAAUCAUCGUGGUUAUCUGGGUGAUCGUCUCCCCCAACAAUGACAAGCAGAAGUACACGCUGAAGAUCAAUCAUGAUUGUGUACCUGAGCAGGUGAUCGCCGAAGCCAUCAGGAAGAAAACCCGGAGCAUGCUGCUGUCAGCCGAGCAGCUGAAGAUGUGUGUGCAGGAGUAUCAGGGCAAGUACAUCCUGAAGGUCUGUGGUUGUGACGAGUAUCUUCUGGAGAAGUACCCCAUCAGUCAGUACAAGUAUGUACGGAGUUGCAUUAUGCUGGGUCGCAUGCCAAACCUCAUGCUUAUGUCCAAGGACAGUCUUUAUUCCCAGCUGCCCAUGGACAACUUCACCAUGCCCUCCUACGCCCGCCGCAUCUCCACCGCCACGCCUUACAUGAAUGGCGAGGCCUCCACCAAAUCUCUCUGGACCAUUAACAGCACUCUAAGGAUACGUGUCCUCUGCGCCACAUACGUUAAUGUGAAUAUCCGGGACAUUGACAAGAUUUAUGUGCGAACAGGGAUCUAUCAUGGAGGAGAACAGCUGUGUGACAAUGUAAACACUCAACGUGUCCCGUGUUCAAACCCGAGAUGGAACGAGUGGCUGACCUAUGACAUGUACAUUCCUGAUGUCCCACGGGCGGCUCGACUCUGUCUGUCCAUCUGCUCUGUGAAAGGAAGGAAGGGGGCAAAAGAGGAGCACUGUCCGCUGGCCUGGGGUAACGUCAACCUGUUCGACUACACGCACACUCUGGUGGCAGGGAAGAUGGCGCUGAAUCUGUGGCCGGUACCACACGGCCUGGAAGACCUCCUCAACCCCAUUGGGGUCACAGGCUCCAACCCUAACAAGGAAACGCCUUGUCUCGAGCUGGAGUUUGAUUAUUUCAGCUCUCCUGUGAAGUAUCCUGACAUGGCCACCAUUGAGGAUCACGCUAACUGGAUUAUAUCCAGAGAGAUGGGAUACAAUUACUGUCAGUCUGGACAGAGCAGCAGACUGGCACGAGAUCACGCCAUGACGGAGACUGAUAUAGAGCAACUUCGGCAGCUGAGCAACAGGGACCCGCUUUCUGAGAUCACAGAACAGGAGAAAGACUUCCUCUGGAGACACAGGCAGUAUUGUGUAAACAUACCAGAUAUCCUGCCAAAGAUCCUUCUGGCGGUGAAGUGGAACUCCCGCGAUGAAGUCGCACAGAUGUAUUGCCUUCUUAAAGACUGGCCGGCGAUAAAGCCAGAACAAGCCAUGGAGCUGCUGGACUGUAACUAUCCUGAUCCAAUGAUUCGAGACUUUGCAGUUCGGUGUCUUGAGAAGUACCUGACCGAUGACAAACUCUCUCAGUACCUCAUUCAGUUGGUCCAGGUUUUGAAGUACGAGCAGUAUCUGGAUAAUCCGCUGGUGCGAUUCCUGCUGAAAAAAGCUCUUACCAACCAGAGGAUCGGACACUUCUUCUUUUGGCAUUUAAAGUCAGAGAUGCACAAUAAAACGGUGAGUCAGCGGUUCGGUCUGCUGCUCGAGUCGUACUGCCGGGCCUGUGGCAUGUACCUGAAGCACCUGAGCAGACAGGUGGAAGCCAUGGAGAAGCUCAUCAACCUCACAGACAUCCUCAAGCAGGAGAAGAAGGAUGAGACUCAGAAGGUGCAAAUGAAGUUCUUGGUGGAGCAGAUGAGGAGACCCGAUUACAUGGAUGCCCUCCAAAAUUUCACCUCUCCACUCAACCCCGCCCACCAGCUGGGUAACCUGCGACUUGAAGAUUGUAGGAUCAUGUCUUCAGCCAAGAGACCGCUGUGGCUCAACUGGGAAAACCCUGACAUCAUGUCCGAACUUCUCUUCCAGAACAAUGAGAUCAUCUUCAAGAACGGAGAUGACCUGCGGCAGGACAUGCUAACCCUUCAGAUCAUCAGGAUAAUGGAGAACAUUUGGCAAAAUCAGGGGCUGGACCUGAGAAUGCUCCCGUACGGCUGUCUGUCUAUUGGAGACUGUGUGGGUCUCAUAGAGGUGGUGAGGAGUUCUCACACCAUCAUGCAGAUUCAGUGUAAGGGAGGCCUGAAGGGGGCGCUGCAGUUUAACAGUUCAACGCUGCAUCAGUGGCUGAAGGACAAGAACAAGGGCGAGAUGUACGACCUGGCGGUCGAUUUAUUCACACGAUCCUGCGCUGGCUAUUGUGUGGCCACCUUCAUUCUGGGCAUCGGUGACCGACACAACAGCAACAUCAUGGUGAAGGACGACGGGCAGCUGUUUCAUAUAGAUUUCGGUCACUUUUUGGACCACAAGAAGAAGAAGUUUGGCUACAAGAGAGAGCGAGUGCCGUUCGUCUUGACUCAAGACUUCUUAAUAGUGAUCAGCAAAGGAGGAACACAAGAGUGCACUAAAACCAGAGAGUUUGAGAGGUUCCAGGAGAUGUGCUACAAGGCUUACUUGGCCAUCAGACAGCACGCCAACCUGUUCAUCAACCUCUUCUCCAUGAUGCUGGGCUCGGGCAUGCCAGAGCUGCAGUCCUUCGAUGACAUCGCUUACAUCCGCAAGACCCUGGCGCUGGACAAAACCGAGCAGGAAGCCCUGGACUAUUUCAUGAAGCAGAUGAAUGACGCUCACCACGGCGGAUGGACCACCAAGAUGGACUGGAUCUUCCACACCAUCCGACACCACGCCCAAAACUGAGCCGAAGCGAAUUCCGACCCACCGGCACAUAACGGGCCAAACCAAGACCUUUGUUCUGGGCCGUGCUGCUCGAUCUAUGCCACGUGGAAUCAUGGCACCCAAACCUCAUGUACAAAUGACCUUCAGAGCACUAAAUCAACCCAGAAGGACUUUGUGUUUGUCCUCCAUACUGAGAUGUGCUUGUACAUUAUAGCCUUGUCUUUUUCCCCUCGUGCUGCUCUUUUCACAGAGAGUCAAUUCUACUUAUUAAUAUUUAUGAUAUUUUUGUUUUGUGGGGAAAAAAACAAACGUUGCUGGAGAAAAGGGUUCUGUACUGUUCAGGAGCUUUGGCGGGAAUGCUCGCGUCUUCCUGUUUAAAACUACAAAUGCCUUCUAAUAUGCACAGAACCUCCGAGAACACUCUAUAAAACAGGGUAUGAAACCGUCUGGUCUGCUACCUGACCUUUAUUUACCAAACCAACACUAAUGCCCUGAAAGACAGAGGAGGUGUAACCGAUGGUGCUGAAGUGUGUCCUGUCCUUUGAGUGAUGGAUCAUAAGCUUUCUUCCUUUAUAUGCACAGCGAGCGCAAACGAUAACCUGUAUACCUGAUUAUGCACUGGAUGUUUUGAUUUUUACUAUGAAUUUGUUCAUACUCUCACGUUCGUAGCACUACAUACUCGUAUGUCUCAUACAAAUGUCUCCAUUGCAACAUGUCCUCAAUAAUCACAUGACACUCUUCACUAACCACAAGAUAAUGGUGUAGUUCCUCUAGUGCUUGACCAAGAUGGCCAAUAUCUGAUUUAAUGCAGAUAUUUUCAUAAUUAAAUACUCAAUAUUUAUUUGCCAGUCAGCCCUACAAAUAAAGCGUCACACUAAAUCUCGGAUAAAUCUCCCCGGAAGUAUUUAGUGUGGAUUUUGACACAAAGGGGAACUACCGCUCGCCAAGAGGUCUUUAAAGUAGUCGAAUAUCGGCCAAUGAAUCAAGCGGAUGUUUUUCUGGUUCCAGUGUGCGAAACAUCAGAGGAAUCCAGGUUAUCAGUAAGGACUCGUUUUACCAGACAGCCGUAAUGCACAUUUGCAUGGGAUGACCAGGAGAGGAAGUGCUCCCCCUUCAGUUGAAUCGGGGUGUUUGCAUCUGUUGACACGUUGGAAAAAGACAGCUGGCUCUGCUGUAUGUAGUUAUUCAGUAUUUUGAAAGAUUCAAUGGACGUAAUGGAUGUUUUAGAUGGUGAAAUGGCUUUGAGUGGGUGAAAUAUUGUUUACCAAUGACACUACAGUACAGCGCUGUAUCACUACAUAUACUUACAUAUAUGUACACGCCGUCUGUCCUCCACAAUGUCUCCGUGUGGACAAUGUGCAGUGAAUGUCUCCAAUGUGGCGCUUCAGCUUCUAACUUGGAUUGAGCAAUCAAGAUUAUUGAAUUUUCUUUGUUUAAUGGGACGCAUGCUGUGCAUCAUGGGUAGUUAGUUGGGGUUAAUUUCGAGCUUUGAAAAGUGUCUCUCGCACUAAUUAACUAAAGCGUUCUCAUGGACAUGUGGAAACAGGAAGACGACGCCCUCUGUAGUCAGGUUAAGUGCCUUGCUUGGGGCCGACAGUUCAAUCCGCUCCCUUUGCCUCUUGAUUUACAAGCUCUCGCGCGCGUCUACGUCUUGCCCAAACAAACAAGCACUCCAGCAUCAGCUCUAUCUGGCCCGGUGUGUCCUCUCUCGUCAUGUUCCUGCAUUACUUUAAAGCUGUGAAAAUGUACAUGUACAAAUGAGGUGCAAUCGUGCUUUUUAAAUGGAUAUAUACAGUAGAUAAUGCAGGAAACAAACCAAUACUAUUUCUAUUAUAUUUGUUGUUUUGUUCGUGUUGCAGCUCAAUAUAACGUCUUCAAACAUAAAUAAAUCAUUUAAGUGACGACAUAUUUCCAACCAUCUAAAAGAGUUUUCUUCUUAAAGUCUGCUAAAGUUAGGGGUAAUUCUGUUGGGCCGCAUCUGACGAUCAUCUGAUCAUUUUCUUGACCCUUCCUUGGUCUUACUGUCAAUUUGGACUUUUGAAUUUUUAGCACUGAUUUACAUUAAGUUAACUUUAUGUUUUCGGCCUAAAACUUCAUGACAUCAGAGGUGAUCUGAACCUGACGAUGUCAUAUUGUACAUUUCAUGUAUUUAUACACAAAGCUACAGAAACAAAAAAAGUCCCUAUGUUGUCCUUAAGGGUCAAAUUGGCCUUUUACGUUCAAUUUCAAAAGCUUAUAUUACAGGCUCUGUUUGCUAUGUCUCUCUAUUUUUGGUCUUAAAUCGUUCGUCCAGGUGCAUGCUAACACUAGCAAAACAUUUUUUUUCUGUUUUUUUUAAAUAUAAAUUUAUGUGUGUGUGUUUUCUCCCACUUUUAGUCUUUGAUCAUUCCACUAGAUGGCAGAAAACACACAUUGAUAUCACAGCAUACAGAUGUGUGUGUGUGUGUGUGUGUGUGUGUGUGUGUGUGUGUGUGUGUGUGUGUGUGUGUGUGUGUGUGUGAAAUUGAGAUGAGUGUUCUUAUAAUAACAUUUUGACCUUUUCUACAAUUUUAUGGUGAGGCUUCUCAAAGACUGGAUGUGUAUGGGCAGAGUUGGGGCUCCCCCUGCCUUUCAGAUCUGAAUUUUGUGAGGUUAUAAAGAGAAUUGUUUUCUGGUUUUAGCUGGCACCUAGACAAAUGAUUUAAGACCAAAAGGACUUGACCUUUAAGACCACGGAAAGGUUAAUCAACGUUUUUGUCCUGUUUUCCAGUGAAAAUAUCGAAACAUCCUUAAAGCAAGAGAUAUGGACUGGAGAUCAGACUUGUGUUUCUUCAGUAAAUUGCUUUGCCUUGUUUUAGGGAUAAAUCUAAUGAAAUAGUUUUGUGUUCAAAACAAGGAAAAGUAUUUGCCAAUGGUGUAAGAACAAUACAGUGAAAACAAGACUGAAGACUUGAAGAUGGGGAUAGUAAUGAAUAAAACGAUGAUUUGACUUGCACACUUAUGCAUUCAUUUGCUGUUUAUACCUUUUCGUAAAAUUCGUAGUAACUCGUAUAUGCAGUAAACACGUGAACAGAUUUCCAUAUGCCCUUAGACUGAUGUAUGCAGGUGUUUCGUGCACUUUUUAUUCCUUCGUUUGUUCUCUCUUUGCCUUCAGUCCUGUGGGACACUUUUUGCAUGUGUUGAAGCAGCUCUUUUACUAGCUUGAAUCAGCUGCUGUAGAAGUUAGUGACGGUCAGCAGCUUCUAUUCGCUCUCCGAAAGCCAUUUAAUGCAUGCUUCUGUUCAAUCAUUGUGUCGUUGUCUGUACAGGCUACAGAUCUUGGGCUGGACCCGCUGAAAACAAGCCCAUUCACAAUCGUCUAAUGUGACCGAUAGCUUUCUAAUUGACCUUUUUUAAAUCAUUUAACAACUCGCUUACAUAAUCUAUUGAGAUGCAGAAAUUCUGGAGUCUUUUGUAUGGCAAAGGAAAAAAAGAGAAAAAGUAGGAGUUAAACAAGACAAUGUUUAAUAGGAUUCAGUUGUACUUGAAUAUCAUUGCUCAGAAUCGUGUUUGCGUGUCAACAAAGCCGUCGAUGUUACAUAGCACUAAAGUUUACAUUCAUAGGCAAUUUCAUACCGAUUAUGAAUGUUUUGCUCAUGAGAAACUCUACCACACCAAUAAAGAGAGAAAAAAGAUAAUUUCAAUAUAAAGGAAAAUCAAUUGUACAUUUAUUUGCUGUUAUAUAAGACUGUCAGGAGUAUAUCGAUGACUCUAAUAAAAAGGUCAAAGCGGUUUUCUGUGCUUUUCUGAAAUGGUUGGAGUGGUUACAUUUCUUUCUCUCUCUGUAAUGCAUUUUACUCAUUUAUGUCAUAAAGAUAUAGUUUUCUUUACUAUCACCAUUAUAAAAUUAUAUAUAUAGCGGGCCAAAUCCUUUUCUUUACCUCCUUCCUCGCAUGAGAUUCAAAAGUAAAGUUUAAAAUGAAGAAAAAAAGAAAGUGAAACUUCAAAAAGUUGCCCUAGUAUUUCUGUUGAUCAUUUGUCCAUGACUGCACUCGGUACAAACCAUCUAUAAACAGCCAUCAGCCUCAUGUUUCUGUUUCAUUGUGCACUUCAGUUCAAGAGUCGCUUUAUAUCCCGUCUGUCUUCAAUAUUUUGAGUGUUAUGUGACUAUGUACAAAUAAAUGUAUUUCAAGAAAGCUUUCCUGAUUAUUACUGAUGUCACGCACCAGGGUGAGAAAUUAAGG